Molecule: messenger RNA, 6713 nt
Organism: Diorhabda sublineata
Lineage: Eukaryota; Metazoa; Arthropoda; Insecta; Coleoptera; Chrysomelidae
Exons: 12
Coding region: 517-3117 (866 amino acids)
Molecular function (GO): protein binding
Source: RefSeq, a predicted model, not a curated record
GCAGUCCGUAUUGUGGCGCGCGGCACUAAGUUCGUAAUGAUUCUCCUGUGAUUUUUAUCGCUUUCACUCGCGUGAAAAACUUUCGAAUUCCAUGCCGUGAGUGCGGGCCAUAAACAUUUUCGCAGAAUUUUUUUUCUUGUGGCAUUGAUUUUGUAUGGAUGAAGGAUUCAUCCCUAACCGUUCCAUGGAACCGUUUCAAGAGUUAGAAGAAUUCGUUUCUGAGCAUGAUACAAUUUUGAAGGAUUAGAUGUAAACCGUUUCUGUAGCUUGUGAGUUCUUUAAUUAUAAAGCCGAAACCACCAAAGAUUCUGGUUUACAGGACAAUUCAUUCGAAUCAACUUAAGCGCAUAUGCACCAGAAGUAAUAACAAGGAGUACUUUAGAUAUGGUGAAUGGUUGUCCAAUUGGCUAUUGUGCAUAGGCAUGCUGCAGUUUUUUUAGACAAAACGAUUAAGACCACAAUAACGCAACAAGACCACCACAACGCCACAGUAUAAAUUCACAAUGGAGACUGAAGAUGAAGAAAACGAUGACAAUAAGAACAGUUAAGAAAACAGCCAUCAUGCCAACAAGCUUAAAGCUAGUAAUAAUAUUUUGUUACUACAUUAUACAUCUCUCGAAAGCGGGUUGUCCACGAUUAUGCGAGUGCAAAUGGAAAAGUGGAAAGGAGUCCGUAUUGUGCUGGAACGCAAAUCUUUCAUACGUUCCCCUACAACUAGAAGCCGGUACACAGAUCUUGGAUCUUACAGGAAACAAUCUGACGAGUAUCAAACAUGAAGAGUUCAACAAAGCAGGUCUUGUCAAUUUACAAAAAAUAUUUUUGGCAAAAUGUCGAUUGAAAACUUUAGAAAGAUACGCGUUCAAACAUUUGAUUAAUUUGGUAGAACUUGAUUUGAGUUACAACUUAUUAACCAAUGUUCCUUCACACACAUUUGACUCGAUUACUGAAUUGAGAGAAUUGAAAAUUAACGGAAAUCCGAUACAAAAGAUAUUUAAUGAUGCAUUUUUACAUAUUCCUCAAUUGAUAAGAUUAGAAAUAUCUGAAUGUAAACUGAGUUUCAUAGAACCAAGAGCCUUCGCAGGUCUAGGAAAGUCAUUGGAAUGGUUAAAAUUAGAUAACAAUAAAUUAGUAGAUGUGACGUCUGAAUCUUUCACAAGUUUACAAAGUCUUCAUGGUCUUGAGCUAGAAGGGAACCCAUGGAACUGUACAUGCACUCUAAGGCCCCUUAGAGUUUGGAUGAUGCGACAAAAUGUUCCUUUUGGCGUUCCACCUGUUUGUCAUAGUCCUAAGCGUUUGUAUAUGAAAUCUUGGGACAAACUGGAUUUGGAUGAAUACGCAUGUGUACCAGAAAUAUUUGCAUACAGUAGCAGUGCUCAUGGAGUGGAAGGCAAAAAUAUUACAAUGACGUGUAGUAUAGCUGGUAUUCCUGAACCGAACGUUCGUUGGUUAAUGAAGAACAAGGUAAUAGCGAACUUAUCUGGGACUGCUAAUACAGGUGGUAAAAAACUCUACAUCGUCCAACUGAAUAACAGUUCGAGCGAGUUGACCAUCUUCAGUGCAGAUCUUCAAGAUGCAGGGACUUAUAUUUGCCUAGCGGAGAAUAAAGCGGGUAAAGCCGAAGCCAGCGUUACAUUAGCAGUAUCAAAGAAACCUCCAGAGACAGGUCUCUCCCAUAAACUCCUAAUAGCUAGUGUUGUAACUGGCAUUGUAUUCGUAUUCAUUUCGUGUGCUAUAUCUUUGUGUAUAUAUACUAUAAAGAGGAAACAAACCAUUAAAUGGAGGACUCGUGAGUGUCGACGUGAAGACAAUUAUGAGAAGAUAGAGAUGAAUCACAAGGGAAUCAAGGUUAAUGGUGGUGUUAAUGUUAAUGAAGAGAUAGCUGUGGUUACCGAUCGCCGUAACGGUGAGUAUCGAGUAAUUCCUGGUGGUGACACUGAUCAAGAAGUGGAAGAUGAAGAAGAUACUAACGUUGACGGACCAAUUGGUGGUAUUAAAAAAAUCAGUCCGUUGAUAGUUAAAGAAGGUAGUAGUGUGGAGCAAGGUUGGAAUUCACCGGAAGAUUUGUUGGAUCCGGAUGAUUUGCAUAUACCGAGGAGGACUAUUCAGGAGACUAGAGACAAUAUCAACAAAAACUGCACUUCGACAUGUGGUACAUAUAAUCAGUAUCCGACACCUACUUCAACACCAACCAGCUUCCCAAUCUACUCAACAUCAUCAUCGACGAUAAGAAGAUACUUUUCACCGACUUCAUCUUCCGUUUAUUCCACAAAAGAACUGUCUCGAGUAACAGAAGGUGCGGAAAAACAUUUUCCAGACUUAAUAGAAAGUUCGCCAAAAAGUAAAUCGUUUGAAAUGAAACAGUAUAGUGCAUCUAAAGCCGCAAGUGAUAGUGGAAGUGCGUCGGAUAUAAACGAAAUAUUUUGUACGUUACCGAGGAAAAAAGAAUUAUUACAAUCCAUGAGGUACAGAAGUAAUGAUAGUCAAGCGCCCUUGUUGACAGAUAGUAGAUAUGGUAGUAGCGGUGGAGAAAGCAUUCACGGCGGUCAAGACAGACUAAUGUCUGAUACUCCCAAGUACCCCUUCGCUAGCUUGAACAGGAACAGGGUAAAUAAAAUAUCGAAUAGUUAUUUGAAUUUGACUCGAGAAGAAGGUCAUCAAAACAAAGAGUUAACGACUGAUAUGAGCGCCACUCCUCUUCUGGAUGUUUCUAACUUAGAAAAUCGCAUUUGGUUUAACAAAACAAGAGAAAGAAUAUCCCCUACAUCUAGCACUACUCCAUCUAGCACUACUCCAAACGCCAAUUCGUAUGAUUAUCAUGCUGCCCAACUGGAGAGGUUCCUUGAAGAGUAUAGAAGUCUACAGAAGCAGUUGACCAAGAUGAAAGAAACAUGCGAUAACUUGUGUAUGGAAAAGGAAAGAGAAAAACAACUUCCACCUCCAUUUGCAGCAUCUACGUCUUUCUUCAACAAACCCUCAACUUUAGCACUUUCUCCAAAUUCCAACCAAUCGAUUGGAAACUCCGUCGACUUCAAAAACUUCGAAAAUGAUUUAAAGAAGUAUCUUAUUUCUAAGAAUUUAUCUCCCAGUAACUUCAAUAGCAGUAACUUUGAAUCGUAAGCGAAUAUUUCAUAGAAUCGUUUAUACUACGGCUUGAUUAAAUCAAUACUGAUGGUAGUGUGAAAUUUCAAUUUAUUAUCACCAGCGAAUUCAUUUAUUAACUCAUAUUUCUCUCGAACUUUCCAACUAAGAGGAUGACUGGUUCUGAGAACUCAGCUUAUUGACAAUUUUUUGACUAUUUACAGGUAACAAGCUCUGAUCUUUAGUAUUAGAGCUGGGACCUUGAAAUUCUCAUCUCAACAAACUUGUUUCAAUCAUAAUAUUUUGUAAUGUCAUUAUCUUCAUGUUAAAUAUCUUUCACAUUUUUCACAAAAUAUAUGGUCGAAUUACAUGGAUUAUAUAGAUAUCCCUUUAGCCGAUUUCUUUAUCAUUAUCUUACUCUUAACAAUUCAGGAACUCAACUAAUUUUUUAUCUGAACAGGUAACAAGCAUUAAUCUUUAGUAAUAGAGUUGAGACCUCAAAAUUCUCAUCUCCACUAACUUUCAAUCAUAUUUCAGAGCAUGUAGAUUUCAACAUAAUAAGCAAGGGCUUCAUUUUUCUCAAAGUUGAACCUUGUGGCUCACAUGUUGUAUGCUUAUCUUGUAAUUUCUUAUUCUCAUUUCGAACAUCUAUUACAUUUGUCACAUAUAGGCAUCUAUUUUUUUCAUUCGAUUCUGAUUGUGUGAUUCAAUUAAAUUUCAAAAAACGCGUAUGUCUAAAAAUUUCUUCGGAUAAUUCAAAAACCAGAGAAAUGUACUAGGUAAAUAUCAAAUUUUUAAUAACUGAUCUAACAAGUAAAUUGGAAUUUUGGGAACAGUAUUGACAUUCACUGCUACAACUAUACCAACACACGUAAUUACAGUACGUAAUGUGCGUUUCGAAAGACAAAUUAUCAGAGACCUGAGGUAAACAAUAGACAUGAAAGUUCAAUCAUGAGUGUUGAUGAAGUGGUAGUAGUUGACUCAGAUUGAUUUGACAGUGCAACUGAAAUAAGAUGCAAUUUGCAAGGGAUAUAUGGUUUUAUAUCCAACACUUGGUUGGUGCACUUCUCUAAUUAUAUCGUAAGAAGGCUCGGUUCGUAUAUUUUGAGGACUUAACAAUGAUGAAAACCUACUGAAACACACUAUUCACACUACCAUCACACCAACACUCACAAAUACAUUGUCAGAUGUGCGCUUCGAUAACCAAGUUAUCGUCUUCAGAAGUUGAAGGUAACCUCUAAACGCGUGUCAUAUAGUUUAAUUAUGAGUGUUGGUAUUGUGAUAGUGUGAACAGUAUGUGAAGAGUAUGAACAUCAUCAACGGCUCCAGAAAAUUCAACUUAGAUAAUUAAUUCUCCUUCAUCAAACUCACAUAACUAACUUUAUCACUGUGAGCAAUAUUUAGUAAAACGUUCAGCCAUUAUUUUCUUGGACAGUAGGAUAAUAAUACGUUUCCUUCUUCUGUGAGCCAAAGAUAUCACAAAAGGCUUACUUUCAAACAUCAGCAUUUCAUGUCUGGUGUACUAAUAAAAAAUCUUACGCAAAUCGUCUUGCUUGAAUAGAUGUACCUUAUACAAAGGUAACGCCUCGUACUGCUCUGACAUUUUCAUAAGGUUACUGAGUACUACUCAUUCAUCUAUAUCUAUUAUCAUUCGCUUCAUUUGAUGAACUUCUCGUAUUUUUUUUAAUUACGGUUUAGGAUGAUUGCGGUAUAAUCACGAUUCUGGUUUUUUUAGUUUUCAUGGCAACAAAAAGUAUAUCGACGUAAGCAUUUUGAUCCAUCAGUUCUUAUUUCCAUUGUUUGUAAUAGCAAUUUCAGUGUAGUUGGAUAACUGCUAACUGCUAUAAACCACAAGAUCUACGGUGAGACCUUAUUAUCCAAUUAUACUUAAAAAUACUAUUUAUAAUAUAGCUAUGACAAGUUAAAAUUGGAAAACUUACUGUUGUGUUGUAUUUUGGCUCCACUAUUAGUAGUGUAAAAGAUAUUCAAAGUAACAUCAAUGUUUGUAUGAUCAGUCCCUAUAGAAAAAAGUUUAUUAUUAUUUAAUCUGGAAAUCUGAGCGACCAAUAAAUCGAUUAUUAUUGCGAUUUAACCAUCCAUAACAAUAACUGUUUCGUUUGAUAUGUCAUACCAGACGUUGAGUCUCUGACUCUUCUGUUUAUCACUCAAUGAGAGCUUAUCGGCUGCUUUAUAGUGACAAUUUUAUGAUGAUAUAUUUUAUUUGUAAUGAAAGUGGCGCAGUCGAUGAAUAUUAUGAUAUUCAAGACGUUUAAGCUCGUCGCCUUCUUGCAAUUUUGGUUUAAUACAUUGACGAAUUUAUUUGUUUUAAGACAUGUAUGCAGACAUUUCUUAUGCUGGUAUUAGGAUUAUUUCCCUAAUAAUUUUCAUUUCUUCUCUGCGUAGUAUAGAUUUUUAUAACGUGUCAUAACACCGCACCAGUAUCAUCAAAUAUUUUUUGUACUUUUUUAUGUUUUUGAUAAAAUCUUCUACAAACUACUCUUAUACUUAUAUUGAAAUAUUUAUGAAAGCAAUAUGGAAUAUUUGUUAAAUAAAAAUGUUUUCAACAUACAAUUCAACUGUUAUUUCCCUACGUGUUUCUUUGAUCUCUGGAGUUUGUCAUUCAAGAUUCACCAAUAUUUGAUUCCAAGCUUAUUUUUAAUAACAACUGUUUCUGUGGCUGUAAUUAAAGUAUUUUUUUCGAGCAAAUCUUGAGGUACAAAGCUUUAUAAUAGUUUUGUUUAUUUCUUUGUUUAUAAUCUUCUAUUUUCUUUCUUUAUGCAUGUCCGUUCUGAAUGAUGGUUACUCGAACUUUUUAUAAGGUACCUAUCCGUUGUAUUUUUUAGUAUAUAGCCCUGUCUUUAGAGAAGACAUACAUAAAUGCACAAAAUUUGACGAAUAUAAAAAAGAAUCGAGAGCAUAUACCAUUUCAGUAAAAGAAUUCUCCAUGUCAGCUGUAGAUGCUACUUGAUUCGAGUAGUUCAAAAAUACCAAUAAAUCUGUGUUCUCUUACUAAACAUUUUACAGAUUUUAAUAUGUCAUUGGUUUGUCUCCAUGAUAUUUUCCAAUGAUCAGGAAAGAGCCUAUGUUAUUUAUCCAAUUGGUGAACUAGUUAUAGGCAUUAAAAUUGUUGAUUUUCUUGAACAUUUUUUUAAAUUUAGAAUAUCAUUGUAAAUAGUGAUGAAUCGUAUUAAACAAACUGACGUAAUUAGAGGUUUCAGAAAAAAAAGAUUGAUUAUUGUACUCUAAAGAAGACCAGCAGCAUUCAUUUAGUUUCAAUAAUGCAAAUAUAUCAUACUUUUAAUAAGAAUUGUGAAAUUUGAGAUGUUUUUGAACCGUUAUCAUUGUGAUGAGAGUCAUAAAAAAGUUAUUACGCCCUGAAGUUUGGAGUUUCCGUUUUCCUAUUGAUUCUAAUUGGCUUGGAAUUUAGAAAUUGUAUUUAAAUGAAAAUAUUGUAAAUAAUUAUUUGUAUAAUUGUUAUUAUACUCCUAUUUGUUAAGUGUUAUAGAGUAGUAGAACUUUGUGAUAUUACUUAGGUAUAGGGAAAAAUUAAGACUAUUCAAUUGUUUGGUCAAUAUAAAAAUUAUUAUAUAUAACAUAUCCUUUCAAAUUUGUCAAUAAAAUUAUAUGAUUAAACA